GCGGCGGCACCAGUCGCUCCUCUCAAACCGCGAAACACGUCCCGGCGUCCUCGAGGACCAGAAUCGCGAGACUCCAGCGCUCUCUCUCUCUCUCUUCUUCCUUCCGACUCCGUUUCUCGCGCUCUCUCUGUUUCUCCCUGUCCCGGCGUCGCGCUGUCCCCGUCGCUGCGAGUCGCGUGUGCAUUUACCGGAAAUCGUUGCUACUUCCGUUGCGUUCCGAGGGAAACCAGUGUUCCGUGACGCAGGCCAUUGUUCGUUCGAAGGGGGCACAGGCGCCAGGGACACGUCGAGGGAACGGCGGCCCAUGGGAUAGAGGAGCGUGAACCGCGGAGGACCAACGGGAGAAGUGUCUUCGGUGUCGUCGAUCCUGUGCUGGUUUUUUUCCCCUCCCCCCGAAAGGACCUCGAAUUUUCAUACCAAGGGACGAGGGACCAUUUUGGAUCAGUGGUUCGCGUGGUUCCGAUCGGUUUUGCAUCGGUGUUCGCGACGGAUUACCGGACGGACGGUGUUAAUCGAGGAUCAUCUGUCGGCUCGGCCAGUGCUUCCGCGACCGUCACACACUCACUCUCUCUCUCUCUCUCUCUCUUUCUUUCUCUCUUUCUCUCUCUCUCUCUCUCUCUCUCUCUCUGUGCUAAGUAAAUAUACGCUGUUGAAUUGGAGCGCGGAUCCGCGGCGGAUCCUACGGCGAUUAGUCCGCCGUUGAAUUAUUUUCCGGUUUAAUUGUGCGUCCUUAAUUGAACCCUGCGGAACGAUAAAUCCCAGCCACCGGCCGCCGUGAGGCAACGCCGGACCCAACACCGGACAACGGACCUUUCAGGUGGCAGAAAGAACUGAAACCGAACCAGGACAGAACUUUCGAACCCUCGUCCGUGGGCAACCCACCUGAAACCUGAAGUAGCCCACCUGGAGGCAGGAUCCAGGCGCGAGCAUCCCCUCGAAGAAGGUGCCGAAACAACUGACCGAUGUCUUGAGCAACUGGAUCGCGCGGGCGGCAGCGAUUUCCGAAGGAAAAAUGAGAGGGCACGGGGGGAUGGGGCGUCGAAGACGGGGUCCGGACGAGGCAGCCUGAUGCGAGCGGGGGUGAGCUUGUGAAGGGGGGUGUGUCGGGCAGCUGAGCAUCGCCCGCGGGCCGAAAAAUGAACGAGACCGCGGUCUAUCUGCUCGGAUCGGAAGAAGAGGUAAACGUGCCGAGCAAACAGCUGAACAGGACGUUCUACACCGCGAGCUACCCGCCGCAGAACACCAGCUACGACGAGCUGUGGCAUCUGGCGACAGACAGGGCCGGCCUGGCGAUCAUUCUCUUCCUGUUCUCGGUGGCAACCGUGUUCGGCAACAUGCUGGUGAUCCUGGCGGUGGUGCGCGAGCGAUACCUGCACACGGCGACCAACUACUUCAUCACGUCGCUGGCGUUCGCGGACUGUCUGGUCGGUUUGGUGGUGAUGCCUUUCAGCGCGAUCUACGAGGUCCUGGAGAAGCGUUGGCUGUUCGCGCACGACUGGUGCGACGUCUGGCGUUCGUUGGACGUGCUCUUCUCCACGGCGUCGAUCCUGAACCUGUGCGUGAUCAGCCUGGACCGGUACUGGGCGGUCACCGACCCGUUCACCUACCCGCGCAAGAUGACCCGUCGCCGGGCCGCGAUCCUGAUCGCGAUCGUCUGGAUCUGCUCCAGCGCGAUCUCCUUCCCCGCCAUCGCCUGGUGGAGAGCCGUCCGCACCGAAGAGGUCCCGGAGGACAAGUGCCCGUUCACGGAGCACCUUGGCUACCUGAUCUUCUCGUCGACGAUCAGCUUCUACGUGCCGCUGUUCGUCAUGGUGUUCACCUAUUACAAGAUCUACCGGGCCGCCGUGAUCCAGACGAGGAGUCUGAAACUAGGCACCAAGCAGGUGAUCAUGGCCUCCGGCGAGCUGGAACUCACUCUGAGGAUGCACCGCGGCGGCGGGACCAACACCGACGCGAGACACCUGUUCCGCACCGCUUCGAGCACACCGGAGGACCUCCAGGACCUCGAGGAGCCGCUCACGGCGAUCCACAACAACUGUCUCACCAGAGUACCGUCUACCAGGAUCAACAAACAACACCUGGGAAAGAACUUCUCCCUGUCCAGGAAGCUGGCCAAGUUCGCCAAGGAGAAGAAGGCGGCGAAGACCCUCGGCAUCGUGAUGGGCGUGUUCAUCGUCUGCUGGCUGCCGUUCUUCGUGGUGAACCUCUGGUCCGGGUUCUGCUCGCAGUGCAUCUGGCAGGAGGAGAUCGUGUUCGCCGCGGUCACGUGGCUCGGCUGGAUCAACAGCGGCAUGAACCCUGUCAUAUACGCCUGCUGGAGCAGGGAUUUCCGAAGAGCGUUCGUGAGGAUCCUGUGCGGCUGCUGCCCUAGACGGAUGAGGCGGCGGUAUCAGCCGGCAUUCAGAUGCAAACCAAGCCAAUACGUUACCGGAGGAAACGCCGGCGGCCAGGCCAGCAGCGUGAGCUACAGCAGCGUGAGCCAAAGCAGCGACGGCGGUGCCGGAAGUGGGCUUCCAAGCGGCGGGAUGUGACGAUACACGGGGGCCCGGCCCGGGCCUCGUCGAGAUCGAGCGAUUCGUUUCCGGGACACGUGAUUAUAGGCCAGCUGCCAGGGCACCGUGCCGAGGGGCCUUCGGGACGCCUCGGGCCGGAACACGAAAGCUCCACGGCGUCCCGGGAGACGCGCGAGGAAGACGAGCACAGCCCACCGGAGCCCCGCCGCGAGCAAGAAGGGCCCGUCGCGGAAGGUUCGCGACGAACCCGUCCGUUUCCCGUCGCCGGGUUUACGGGACAACAUGUGGACCACGAUGAAACCACAGAGAAGCCUCCCCCUUGUAUAUAGCGUUUUGUAUCACCGACGAAUGAGCCAGCGAGCGAAGCCGAACUCGCUCGCCACCGUUUUUACGUUCCGGUACCUUCGGUAUUCCGUAGCCUUAGCGAACCUACCGAAUCGUUGAUCGAACGUGUCCCGCGUGUCUUCGGGGAUGCUGCGUGCCCCUUCUUCUAGUCGCGAUUCUCACGGAGGAAGAUCUCGCGCGAUUUCAUGCGUCCAAUGAUUUGUGGAAAAUCGGUUUCCAAACUAUCGGUUGUUCGGUAAAAUGUUAGGGUUUGUUCGUGGGGGGGACAUCUUAUAAUGGACAACAAUUGUAACAGCAUGUACGAUAGCUUAUGUAAAGUACGUGUUUUCAUUUCAAUUCAGUCAUGGUGUAGCGGAGUAAUAGUAGUCUAGAUAGAAUCGUGGCCAGACAAAGUGGAACAACGGCGAGGUGUAUGUACAGUGCCGGACAAAAUGAUAGGACGUUUGCCAUUUCUGAAUGUUUCGCAUAAUAUAAUAAAGUAUGCGUACAUUUUACAUACCUUAUGUAUUAGAUAUGUUCUUAGAGAUGUGCGCAUAAUAAACCUUGAGCUUGUGUCUCAUGCGCGAAAAGAGUUAAAGAAAAUAAUGUAAAAAUGUGCUGAUUUUAAUCGGGCAAAAUGAUAGGACAUUGCUAAAAGGAAGCAAUUGUUUUAAAAAAAUAUUUUAUUGAACGCUAUAUUAAUAUUUAGUGAGGUCACCUUUUUGUUGUACAUCUAAUAAACGCUUAGGAAUUGACUUAUACAAUUUUUUGAUACGUUUUCGUUUUAAGAGACUACAAUUUUUAAUAAUACUGUCUUUCAAUUCUUUGACAUCUUUGCAUUGCACACUUAAGGUUUACUAUGCUCAGUUUAGAGGACAUUUCCAAUAUAUACGGUGUGUACAAUGUACAUAUAGUUCACUAUAUUAUGCGAAAGAUUCAAAAAUAUCAAACGUCCUAUCAUUUUGUCCGGCACUGUAGUUGGCCAAGUCUCGAAUAGCCUAUGAUCAGACAAGUAGAACGGAUGGUACGUGUGGCCAGACAAGUGGAAUAGGAACGGUCUGUGAUCAGGCAAGUAGAGAAGGCGCGAGAUGCGGUCAGAAAGUGGGAUAGGAGCGGUAAAUGGUGAGAUAAGUAGCUUAAGCCCACAUGGUCGGACAAGUCGAAUAAAUAAAUGUAGUGAAACAUGCGUGAUAGGAACGCUGCAUGACCAGACAAAGGAAAUGCGAUGAAAUCAUCGAUGAUAACGUCGCAUAGACGAAAGUGUCCAUUACAGGAUGUUCCUCGCAAUGAAAUAAAUAAAAACGAAAUAGCUAAGGCGGAUGAAAGUGCGACAGUUACAAUGCCCUACGAAAUUAAGUGCUCUUUUGUUUCCGCGUAAAUCCAAGGACGAAAAAUAAAAACGCAUUCUACAAGGAGGGAACGCAGUGUACCGAAAACUCGAUGCAUCGCGAAUAGUUUAGUGUCUGGGCUGGCACAGUUGCGAGCGAAUUUAUUCAGCCUUCGACGCUUCCCUCGAACUCGAAGCAAAAGAGUCAAGACUGGCAGCACUAAAGGUAUCCUCAUCGACUCGUCCGGCGAAUGUCCAGGAACGAAUCCAUUCGCCGAGCCGUUCCUCGCUUAUUCACGACUAGAUUAAUUGUAACGUGAAACAAGUAGCAAGGCCAAUGUAACUUAAUCGACGGACGACGCGAACGAAGUUACACUAACGGGACCCGUACACUUUACCGUCCAUUUUAUGCACCCUGUAUAUCAUUCCCUGAAAGGCAAAAGCUGUGUAUUUGUUAUACGUUGCGUUGCAAAAACGUUCCAACGUAACUCGAUUGAUUUCAUUCUGCUCCGAGGAUAAAAUCCUGGGGAAUUUUUCAAACGAUGAGCUACCAAAUUGUCCCCUAAAAUGGGAACAAUAUUUCUGGUAUUGCAACACCUUCUUCGAAGUUGCGAAACUUUACUGUGGAAUUUCAUUAAUUUGAUCUUUUGUCGUAAGGAUAAAAUCCUAGGGACAUUUUAUAGAAUUAUGAAAAUAUUUAUCGCGUCGAUGAAAUCAUAUUAUUAAGAUAAAAUGUAAUCUUGCUAAGACGGUGAAACGCUGCGGAAUUUUGCGGCAGGGUCGUAGGACGAACGGUAACGCGAACGGGGCCCGUUACUUAUUAAAGAGUGCAUCGUUUCAAACAGAUCGAUUUUAAUUGUAAUUAUAAUCGAAAGGAGAUAUAUAAGAAGAACUCGAAACGUGAUCGUCGCUAUUAGUGUUUUGAGACCGACCUCUCGAAUUGUGUUCCAACGACUGUCUCGCAAAAAAAAAAAUCGGUUCCCGCGACUGUCGACGAAUCGUUACAAGUUUGAGCGUCGCUGUUAUCUCGAUUAUCGUAAACGGACAAUCUCUACACGAAGAAUGUAUACUCGUCUACUUCUAUAGCGGAUAUUUUUGCAGCAACGGUAUUUUUGUUUUACGAGAAUCACCCUAAUCUAGACACCUUUCUCAGUGUACAUAGACACCAUCGCCGUGUAAUUGUAAAUACUAGCGAAGAACGAACACGAACGACGAGCAUGCGCGAGAGUCUGCGACCGAACGUUCUAUUUGAUGUAACUGUUGCGCGAUAUAAUUCUUCGAUGAUCAAUAAAUACAGUAUUAUCGAGCGAUUACGCCACCCUGUCGUGCUAUGAGUUUUGGCAAUCGAUCAAGAUAAAACUGGGCCCUAUUCGAUUCGGUGAAUAUGGAACUUUCUGGCUGAGAACCACUGUUCGCGAAAGAUUUAUACGUUUACGAAUAACUUUGUACCAAAACCUCCACGUCUCGCCUUUCUCAUUUAUCAUUUGAGAGGGAAGGUAAUAUAAACAUAACCAAGUACCGUUCAGACAAAUAUUCGAAUUGUUUAGUUCACGUUCACUUACCUCUGGAAACACAGGAUGGCUUGGACACUGUUGUGGAUACCGUCAUUUUUAUCUUCCCUCUUAAUGAUCGCAGCUUCGGACAAGAAUCUUCUUGGAUCAGGAAGAAUAUAAAUUGUUGACUCGCUCGAAUCAUGAAAAUGAAGUGUACGCUAUUUAUUUCUGCAAGAAUAACAGUUAAAUAAACUUUGGUAAACGGAGGACACGAACGCUUGCAAAGUGAGGACACCAUUUAAAUUAAAUGACGAGUGGUGCACCCUAGCGCGCGAAUGGUUGACGUCUAAACAAUGCUAGUCAUAAUAGAUAUUGUAAGCAUCGUUAGAACUUGAGAGUCUAAUAAAGAGAAGAAAAAAAAAGAGUCUAAUUGUGACGGGACAAGCGAGAAUAUAAUGUAGACGGUCCGAGAAGAAAACAAUCUGUACCGCUCAAAUGGAAGGAAUGUAAUAAAACACGGAGCGAAUGUUCAGAAUUUCGAACAGUGUUUUCACAGCAUUUCCGGUUUAGAGGGCGCUUUGUACACACACGGGACAUUCUGUCUAAUUUAACCGCCUAAAACUAAAUGAUUCGCAUUCUUUGUUUUAUCUGUGUCAAACUAUAUGGAGGAAGGACGAUGGUAAGACGAUUUUAUUGUAAAACGCUGUUCAUAGAAUGUACUUUUAGCCUGAAUACACACUACUCGUAAUCCAGAAAAUCGAUGCUACGUUAAAUAGAACAUUUAAGAGAAACGUAAUGCAGCGUGUCCGAUCCGCGUUGUAUUGUAUAUAACGUAUUAAUAUUAUUUAAUGAUUAUAUUAAUUAAUAUUAAUAUAUUAUAAGGAAAUCAAAGAAACUUUCCUGGCCUGUACAUACCGUAUGAAUAAUAUCACAGAACAGACGUCGUGGUAAUUUUAAUUUAUAAGAAGUAGAUAGCACGCGAACGUAACAGUAUCAUAAUUCAUGUACAAGAGCCACAUUCUCGAGACCACUUAAGUACCUUCAAAGAAAAAAAAAUGUAUCUAUCAAUAUGCUGUCCUUUCUAAUAAAAGGUAAAUGGAAA
Molecule: messenger RNA, 6759 nt
Organism: Megalopta genalis
Lineage: Eukaryota; Metazoa; Arthropoda; Insecta; Hymenoptera; Halictidae
Gene: Dop1R2
Product: dopamine receptor 2
Biological process (GO): adenylate cyclase-activating adrenergic receptor signaling pathway; positive regulation of MAPK cascade
Cellular component (GO): plasma membrane
Molecular function (GO): adrenergic receptor activity
Source: RefSeq, a predicted model, not a curated record